Messenger RNA from Athalia rosae (coleseed sawfly), 5859 nucleotides. RefSeq lists its product as uncharacterized. The coding region runs from base 2249 to 3310 and encodes 353 amino acids. The record is from RefSeq and is a predicted model, not a curated record. NCBI's taxonomy places the organism in Eukaryota, Metazoa, Arthropoda, Insecta, Hymenoptera, Athaliidae. The transcript is spliced from 5 exons.
GCGGGUUCUUCAGUUAAGCGGUGGACACGACGCCGUGAGCAUGUUAAAGUGCGGGACGUAGCUGGGCGAAAAUCCGCGUUAAUUGAGUAAACGUUGCAUAAAAUGGAACGAAAAUUACCCGAGAACGGUGCAUGCCCGUUUAAAAAUUACCGCGCAAGUGCGUGUUGAAAGUCAGGUAUUUAACCGUUAACUACAAAGUUCGAUAUACGUUUACUGUUCCUUUUCUUUUAGUUUUUAUCUUCGUUAUUCUCAUCGUGUCUUUCUAUUAUCUCCGAUACUGUGAUAUAGUAUUACGUGUUUUUUACCAUCGCAAUUUUGUUAAUUAGCUAAAAAGAAAAACAAAGUUAUCUCUAUCGAAUUUUUAAUGCACAGUGAACCACGAUUCGAAUACAACGGAUUAUAAUCCGUACUCUAUAUGAAAUUUGUGAUACUCUUCAAUCAACCAAUUUAACUCGAUUAAUCACUCUCCCUUUCAAAUUUAAGUGGUUUCACUUUCCUCGUCGACUUCCUCAUUAUUGCGCUAUUAAAAUUAAACUCUGACAGAAGAGCUACAAAAUCAUUUGUGCGCCAGAAUUCGAAGUGAAAAGUCGACCGUCAUUUUUAUUUUCACUGACAAUGAAAACCAAUCGUUGACAGUGAGAGUGUUAACGUUUGUAGAUUGUUUUUUAAAGUCCAAUCAGUGAACGGCGCGGGAAGCUUGGAAUAAAUUUGAAAAAAAAAGAACGAAAAGAAGCACAGUUCAAGACAUUUAUCGAGCAAACAAGUUCCGAAAAAAGUUUCUUCAAGGUAUCGAUUGUAUUCAGCGGCAAAAGCGGCGACAGACGAUCGUUUUUAAAGUUCUCGUAUUCCGGGAUAGAUGUAAUGAGGGGAAAACAAUGGCCGAAUAUCUAUGACAGUUUUACAUAAUUUUUUCUCUAUGGGUCACACGUGCCUCGUUGCGUAACCCGUAAUUACCGAAUGUUAUCAUCGUGAAUAUAUGCAACGUUAAUGUUUGCAUCUUUAUGUACGCCCGAAGGCUCCAUCGGAGUAACAGGACUUUGAGUCUCUGUGCGUCUCUGAGAGAGAACGGGACCUACGGCUUAUAAGAGAACGCCAAACCGACGUCUUAUAGUAUCUCCUCACUGCUGAGAAAAUUAUUAUAUUCUCCGCAGAGCACUUGAUUUUUUCAGUCAACGCGUAAACGCGAUAUCCCGGAAUUCAACACCUGCGCAGCGACGAAGGGAAGUCGGGGAAAGAAUAAGAACAAGAAGAGGAUCUUCGUUGCUCUAAUUCGCGGGAACGUUUUACCUCUGGAAAUCUCAAACACACCGCAGCGUGGCCUAACGCGAAAACGAAGACCAAGAAGAAGAAGAAAAGGAUGGAGUAGGAGUAGCAGUAUAAUACCUUUGUAAAAAGAUCAUAUUCUUUCGUUUUUCCGAAUCCCCACUACUUCCACCUCCCCUUAAAAGUAUCAUAAGGCCUCCUUUGAUAAAUUAUCCUUGAUAAAAACAAGUGAUGCGUUAAUUGAUCGUGAGUGAUGGUUUUCCAGCGGAAACACCAGCGAUAUAAUCGUCACAGUUUUUGGUACAGCACAUGAAAUCUGUGUAACGAUCAAACGGGGCUCUGGUAAUCAAUUUUUCGAAAAGACAGGACGAAAAAAAAUGUGGACAUUCAUGUGGAACGAACUUUUCCAUUAUCCUAUCGAACGAAUUUUAAACGUCUGAUUUUGGAGGGUGAAAACGUUCACCGUUUUGAGAAAAAAAAUUUUCUAUUUUAUACUCGUUGAUUUAGAUUCCGUUAGUGCGUACGCGAUGAAAUCAUUUCGCUGAUAAUGUUUUCCGAUAUUGACUAUCGAGAUUACGUUGUAGAGGUGACUCUGUAAUUUUGGAUAUAGAGACGAACCGUUGGAUUAUAACGAUAUGUAAAAGUGUUUCGCUCGAUAUAUCAAAUCGUGCGAAUUCUGGUGGAGCAUUUGUCAUUAAAUAGUGAGUGUCAUGGGAUCGAGUGUAUGAAAGGUGUAUUGCCGGUCCGUUUUCGUUUUUUUGUUUUUCGUAUCUGAAAUACACACGUCGAUAUACCUUACAUGUUAUAUUUAUUUUAUUUUAUACACGAACAUAAACGCUGUAUAUUAUUAUCGGAGAGUUAGUUAAUUAAUGCUGUUAUUCUUAUAAUCCACCUAUAGUUAUUCGGUUUUUUCGCCGUGUGAUUUUUAUCGUUUUAUCGGAUCGAUGGAUAAACAUUGAGAAGUUGUUUGGCAGCUCAUGCAGAGAUGAAGACCACGCACAGAGCUCUCAGUUUCGAUGAGACGUCGAUGGACAGCGGAACUCCUUUGACAACGCUCACGGAGGGUUUCGUUAGCAGUUCAAAGGGCGAUGUGGUGCAGUGCAAGAUAUCCGCCGACGCGGUCACUUCCCUGGACGAAGCUAAAUCGGUUAUCAAGGCUCUCAUGGCAAGACAACGGGCGCAGGCGCACCAGAUGCUGGACUGGCGAAGGGCUCUCAAAUUACAGGAGGAUCUGGUGGCUAGAUUGACAGUCGAGAAGGCGGAACAACUGUUCGCAUUGUCUUCUCAGUUGUUGUUGUUCGAGUCGAAACUCUCGAGAAAGCAGAAGGAGAUUGAAGCUGGUCUUGCUCAGAGAGAAACCAUUAUUUUACGUCAGCAACAAGUUAUCAGAGAACUUCAGACUAGACUCGCUGAUAAAACUACCGGUCAGAGGGAUUCCCCACCUUGCGAUGCUCUCGACAGACUCGACAGUCUUGGUGACAGCGACAGCGCCGUAGUUUUAGAGGAAACUGCCGAUGAUCCUGCACCGCCAAGAUUUCGAUCGAAUAUCACCGACGUCACGGUGAUCAGAUCGGUAUCCGACGCCGUCGAACCGUCGAAUAAGUACACGUCUUUACGACGCUGCAACGGGUACCUGCGAAGACCGGAAGUUCUAGAGACUGUAUAUUCGGUUGAGGAAGACGGCGAUAGUGAGAACAAUCAGGAGCCAUCCGAGUCUACGGACAUCUCCAAAUACGAAGAUAGAAGAUCGAAGAGCCUGGGAAGCGGAAAGGUACGACUUCGAGAUCUGUACGGAAGCUUUGAAAGGCUGGCCCAGGACGCAGAUUCACCGCCCAGCGAACGACCUAGAGAAGAAACUGUACAAGCUCAGGUGAGAUACAACAGGGUAAUGAGUAAUCAUAGAUCGGUGACGAAACCUAAGGACGUUAAAUACAAAAGGAUAAACAAAGCAAAGUCCAAGAGUCUAGAGGAACUACGAGGGUGUCUCAGGAACUGGAUGGAAAGAGGUAACAAAAUCGCUAUAUCGCUCGAUCAAUCGUACGCCUGAAAGUAUUAAAUUAAUUUUUAAACGAGAGUAAAGAAUAUUGUAAUUUAUAAAUUAUACUGUAUUAUGUAUAUAUACACAUAUAAAAGUACUAUUAAAUUUAAGCGAUGUAUAGCGAUCAUUUUUAAUCAAUAUUAUUAAAUAGUUGGCAGCAGUGCAAAUUCUGUAAAACUGAGGUAAGCCAAAAUAACAUACCCAUAUAAUCGGACGGCAUACGCGAUUCUGAAUUCUUCGACUAAAUUUACAAAUUGAAUCGAAAAUCACGUUUUUCAAAAUUUCCUUCCCUCAUUCCACGUCUUGUGCAACUGAGAGUGUACCACUUACUUACAAAAGAUAUUUACACAUAUUAUACAUUAAACCUAAGAACUAUCUAAAUCGCGCAUUUUCUUAUCGUGCAGGUAUAAUAAACCUUUCAAUUUCCGAUAUUGCAAUCGAAAAAUUCAGAUCAAUUACAAAAUGUCAAAUCCAACCCAAAUGGCCAAUGCAAGACGCGAGUUCCAGUUACUUACUUUUGUCAUUUUGUAUAUUGUAUUUUAAUUUUUUGAUCGUCCACCUGCAUUGAUCGCAGUUCGAAACUCGUGAAAGUUAUUAAUCCUUGACGUGUGAAAUCCUGUAAGUUGAGUGUUAGAAAUAAUUUUUGGACGUUCUCUAGAGGCGCUCUUAUUCGCAAAUUUAUAAUUGCUACAAAAUACUAGUAAUAUUGAAAAUGAUUAUUAUUAUGAUAGGUAUAAAGUUAUUGUAAAAAUAUAGAACGCUAUUGCAGAAACAGUAACAAUAAUUCAAAGUAAAUUGGAAAAAAAACAACACGACAACAAGAAAAACCAAAAUAAUUAUAAUGAUGAUACUAAUAUAAUAGCGAUAAUAGUAAUCCCUUUUGUCAAUUAAUAUAUUCAAUCGGUAAACUUGAGAGAUUGGAAAUUUUAAACCGACAAUGAUAUGAUAGGCCUAAUCUUAAAUUCAUCGCUUUUACUCGAGUGAAAUAAAUUCUAAUAGCCAAUAUAGAGAUUGGAUGACGCGUUUCCUUCAUUGAUAUUAUCCAUUCCUAAUCUCCUUGUAACCUUGAAAACCAAUUGUUUCAAUAUACUCCAGAACCAGUCUGAAAUGCUUUAAGAAUCCCCAUUGAUUAUAGAACUGAUAAUUUUGUUCAUCUCCAUUACAACUUCACCCUUUUUAAUCCGCAAACCGAUUCAGACGCCCGCGUUGAAAAAGGAAGCAAUGAUGCGAUUAACGAUUAAUCGUACAUCACGGGGCGGAAAAAACCGAAAUCUUUUAUAAUCUGAAAAUCAUAAUUCAGACAUCGCUUUGGUAAUAUUUUUCGAAUUAUCAUUCUCUCUGUGCUUUAACUUAAUUGUGCACAUUAGAACAAUUUAUAGUAACAGUAAUAUAUACCUAUAUCUAAAUAUACGUGUGAUUCAACGGCUUAAAAAAUGUAUUACAACCUGUUGUGAGAUCGGAUAGUAAAGUAUUCAUUGUUACGAAAAGUGAUAAUUACAUGUAUUUCAUUAAAUUUCCGUUUUUUUAUUUGUUUUUUUUUCUACUUCCAAUAUAAGAUGAGCUAUACCGACAAUCUAAAUUUUUGAUAUCGGGAAAGGAGGGUUCUACUCUUUGAGGAUACGAAAUUUCAAAAGACAAAUGAUGAAAUAAACAAAUUUAUUACUUAGGUUAAAUGAAACGAUACAGAAUAAUAAUAAUUAUAAUUAUUAUAAUUCCUACAGGAUUAUUUAGAUAGAAUAACAAUGAAUAACAAAUUUCAAUCACCAAUAAAUUAUCAUGUUCCUGUGAGCUGAAACUAUAGCAGCCAAUUAGCGAUCUCUUUCAUAUAAUAUCUUCAUAAACAAAACGUCGUGUAGAGAACUAUUUAAACGAAGAAAAGGAUAUGAUAUUACAUAUUCAAUACGCCUAAAUAUUUGCGUAAAUACAUACGUAUUAUACCUUUAAUACCAAUAAUAUUUGAGAAAAGCGUAUAUCGCUAUUGAGAUUUGUUAUAAUAUCGGGAAUCAUUACAAAUAUACCGCUAUAACGAAUCAAUACAGCUGCAUUGUCCCAGAAGCGAAACUAUAAUUAUAUAGUGUAUAUCAUUAAUGUAAUUCAUAUUAAAAUGAAAAGAAAUAAAGAAAAAUCGCAUAAUACCGUGUAUACACAUGUAUGUACCAAUCAUUGCUUUCGUAGCAAAUUUGUAGACUGCUAUUGAAUAUUGUUAAUUUUAGCACAAUUAUAGUGAAUAUUAUUGAUGAUAUUAUAAUUAUGUACACUAUCACGAUAAUUAAUUUUACUGUAUAGCAGCUAUUUAUGCAGCAGUCGGCUCUUACAUGAUUUCCAAUACUAUUUCACGUAAUUACAGCAGUAAUUAUUGUUAUGAUUAUUAUUAUUAUUAUUAUUGAAAUUAUUAUAAUUAUUAUUCGUUUUAUUAUUAUAUUGUUAAUACUAUUACUGUAAUUAAAAAAUAAUAAGUUAUAAUAUUAUAGUAAAUGAAAUGCCAUAUUUGUGAUUUCUAAUGUCUAUAUCCAUGUAUGACCCGUAUCAUAUUUCUAGUAAAAUUCUAAAUAUCUGUU